AUGGCAGAAGAAAAUCACCAAGAUCGCCGUCCUACUCGACAGCAUGAUGGUGGUAACGACGACAAAACCCGACAGAACCCACAGAACCAACAAGACCAACAAGACAUCAUCAAGGUAGAGCCCGCCGAAGAUGACCUGGCUGACGGCGGCAGCGAGCCCUCCGAUCGACCGAGUCAGCGCGACCGGACUCGAAUGCAAGAUGGCAAUGAUGACCGCGAAGGCAGGUUACCAACCCAUGGCGGUGGAAGCUUCGACGGCAGGCACUUUGAGAACGGCUUUCAACCGUGCAACAACUGCGUGCCGAAGGGAAAGCCUGGCAGGUGUAGUGGCAAUGGCUUUCCGUUCAGUCGAACGAAUCCCUGCGAUGAAUGCAGCCGUUCAAAGGACAAGAAUGGCAAUCCGCUAGAAUGCGGUGCCCUCAAGGGCGCACGCAAACAAGGCUUGGUCAACGGUGUCUUUGAUCCGAGAGACCGCCAGCCGAACGGGCGAGGACGCGGGCGCGGGCGCGGGCGCGGGCAUCACUACUCACAGCCCAUACAUGCCUCACAGCCCGCACAUGCCUCACAGCCCGCACAUGCCCCAUGGCCCGCACAUGCCCCAUGGGCCGCACAUGCCCCAUGGGCCGCACAUGCCUCACAGCCUGCACAUGGCCCACAGCCUGCACAUCCCGAAAUGCCCGCGCAGCCUCCUGGAGGCGUUUCUGAGGAGAGGAUGCAGGCCAUGCUGGACAAGCAAGCCUUUCAUCUCAAGUUCGCAGAGCAGGAGCGCAGGCUCGCAGAGCAGGAGCGCAAGCUCGCAGAGGAUGAGCGCAAGCUCGCAGAGCGGGAGCGCAGGCUGGCAGAGCAGGAGCAUAAGCGCAACAUGGAGAUCGAAUUAGAUCGCCUCCGAGCAGAUCAAGAUCGCCAGCAGUCUCAACGCGAACUAGAGUUUGGUCAGAGGAUGGCCCCAUAUUCGGCUGGGAUGACUUCCAGGAAACGUGCUCGCUCCCCUGAGCAAGACGACCGACAGCAGAUGCACAUCAAGCCCAAUUUCGCCGCGAAUGAUCCGAGGAUUCGUGCCGCACAGAGCAUGGGACCAAACAGUCCAACCAUCGGGAGCCGUGGUAGUAGUCGCGGUCAACGUGCACCGCCGUCCUYCUACCCGAACGAUCCUUCUUUUGGUCGUCGGGCACCGCCAUCGAUGGGACCAAACGAUCCUUCUUUUGGACCCAAUCAGUCCAUGCUGCCACCGAGUUUCGAUGAAGCCGAGGAACUGUUCAACAUGAAACCAUCCGUAUCACCACCACCACCAUUUGCACAGAAUGCUCCGCCCACCUCAGGCGGCAACCCUACCACGCAUGGAGAUCCUCCACCAUCAGAGAAUGUUCACGGACAGUCUUUUGGCGACGCUCGCGGCGGCACAGGUUCCCGCGGCACAGGUUCUCGUGGUGGCCUUGGUUCUCGUGGUGGCCGUGGAAAUUCUCGUGGCCCUGGCAAUGGGGCAGGUCGCGGCUCCGGCGGCGGCGCGAAAAGGCAGUAG
This is a messenger RNA of Ramularia collo-cygni, 1518 nucleotides long. RefSeq lists its product as uncharacterized. The coding region runs from base 1 to 1518 and encodes 505 amino acids. Lineage: Eukaryota; Fungi; Ascomycota; Dothideomycetes; Mycosphaerellales; Mycosphaerellaceae. The record is from RefSeq and is a predicted model, not a curated record. The transcript has a single exon.